Messenger RNA from Psammomys obesus (fat sand rat), 447 nucleotides. Its product is annotated as cystatin 10-like. Gene Ontology annotation, molecular function: cysteine-type endopeptidase inhibitor activity. The coding region runs from base 1 to 447 and encodes 148 amino acids. NCBI's taxonomy places the organism in Eukaryota, Metazoa, Chordata, Mammalia, Rodentia, Muridae. The transcript is spliced from 3 exons. The record is from RefSeq and is a predicted model, not a curated record.
AUGGCCAUCCUGCUGAGCUCCUCAUUGCCUCUGUUGGCUUCUCUGGCCCUGACAUUGGUACUAGCUGUGAGCCCUGCAGCCAGUACUAAUGCUGAAGUCAGGGAGCAGCUAGAAGGUGGAGUGGUGCCAGCCGACCCAAAUGAUAAGGAUGUGCAGAAAGCAGUGAAUUUUGCUGUUAGAAGCUACAAUGAUAAGAACAAUGACCUGUACCUUAGCAAGCCAAUACGAGUGUUGAGCGCCGAACAACAGGUCGUGGCUGGGAUGAACUACUUCUUGAAAAUAGAGCUAGGCCGAACCACGUGCACCAAAGCCCAGUCUGAUUUGGCUGGCUGUCCCUUCAGUGAACGGCCAGAUCAGCAGAAGAAAGUAACCUGCGAUUUCCAGAUCUACACUGUACCUUGGGAGAACAAGAUAUCCAUGACAAGCUUCCACUGUCACAGUGCCUGA